This is a messenger RNA of Hydra vulgaris (swiftwater hydra), 2235 nucleotides long. Lineage: Eukaryota; Metazoa; Cnidaria; Hydrozoa; Anthoathecata; Hydridae. The record is from RefSeq and is a predicted model, not a curated record.
CAUAAAGUUUAAAAAAACUUUUUUUUUUUUUUUUUUAAUAUAGGUUAAAUAAGUCUAAUAUACGAAAAUAAUAUUAUUUAUGAUAAUAGAUUAUGAUUAAAUAGAAAUACUUGGCCGCAAACUACUCCAGUUCCGUCAGCAAGCAAUGUUGAAAAUUAUUCAUUAUUUUUUCUAAAUAUUGCCGUUUAUUUUUACAUGCUUCCUGCUUUAAAAGAUGAAUAGAAGACAGUUAUACAUUUAUAUUAAAGAAACUGACUGUAAUAAAAAUUAUUUACUUUGUAAACUGGUUGAGUAUGUGGAAAAUGUUUCACCAAACACAUUUUUAGAUAUAAAGCCAACAUUAUCAUCAUUUGUUCAUCAAUACAAACGUAAAAUGACAACUGUAAAAAGGGAGUAUACUCAAUUUGAAAAUAAAUAUGCUACUUGGCUAGAUGCUAUUAUUUCUUUUAAACUAAUAAAAGCUGUUACUCCUGAAAAAAAUUAUGGUGGAAGACCAGAAACACCUUUUAACAAAUCUUCAAUACGAUCAAAGGACAGAAAAGUUUCUAACAUUAUACAUAUGUACUCUACUAACGAAAUAUUAUAUGCAGCUUCAAGGUCAUUAAAAAAAGAUGGGAGAAAUGCAGAGGCUAUCAGUGUCAAAAGUAUUUUAUAUACCCCUCAAGCAAGUCUUUUUUCUGACAAAGCACUAGCACUCUUCUUAGAUGCUAAUCUGUCAAAGGCAACAUACCAACUUCUCCGCAACAAUGCUUUGGAUCUAGAUUCAGCUAUUUAUCCAACAUACCAUGAUUUAAAGAGUGCAAAAGACAGAUGUUAUCCAGAUGAUGUUAUAAUCUCUGAUUACUCAGCAGAAAUUCCGUUGCAGUCUCUACUUCUGCACACAUCACAACGACUUUGUGAUUCUCAGAUAGAAGUGCUGACUGCUGAUUCCCUUAAAAUCUUUAAAAAACUUACACUUAGAUCAAAAAUAGGAUUUGAUGGUGCAACUGGUCUGUCAGUGUAUAAGCAGUCGAGUACAGAUGAGGCUGGCAGGAGUUUAGCCAAUGAAGUAUCUUUAUUUAUUACAUGCUUAGUGCCAUUAGACUUAUACUUUUUUACAGAUGCCAAGCGGCAGCUUGUUUGGAGGAAUCAUAAACCUUCGUCGCCUAUUUUUUGCAGACCUGUCCGGUUUAAAUACAUCAAAGAAACAAAGGAAGUAGUCUUAGAAGAAUUUGAGUCAAUUAAAAAUGACAUCAAAACACUCCCAGUUUCUAAAGUGAUAAUUGCUGGACAGACAUUAGAUGUACAUCAUAUCAUAGAUAUCACUAUGAUUGAUGGGAAAGUGCAGACCAUAAUUUCCACUGCUACAACUUCCACUCAGUGUUGCAGUGUUUGUGGCAUCUCACCAAAGUUCAUGAAUGAUCUGCCAAUAGUUUUAAAAAAAGAAGUGAAAAAUGAGAAUCUGCAGAAUGGCAUCUCAACACUUCAUGCCUGGAUUAGGCUUUUUGAGUGUUUACUACAUAUUGCAUACAAGAUUCCAAUUCAGAAAUGGCAAGCAAGAGGUGUAGAUGAUAAAGCUAUAGUUGCCACCAGAAAGAAGAAAAUACAAGUUGCAUUCCAAAAUGAGAUGGGUCUUGUUGUAGACCAGCCAUGCUCUGGGGGUGCUGGUACCUCAAAUGAUGGGAACACUGCACGUCGUGUGUUUCAGCAGGCUGAAAAGUCUGCUGAAAUAAUGGGUGUUAGUCCUGUUCUUAUCAGAAGACUACAUUCAAUAUUAUCAGUGAUGUCUUCUGGAUUUGAUAUUGAACCUAACAAAUUUAAAAAAUAUUGUUUUGAGACUGCAGAGUUGUAUACACAGUUAUAUAUAUGGUAUCCUAUGUCACAGACUUUACAUAAAGUUCUGAUUCAUGGACAUCUAGUGAUAGAAUUUUUUAGCUUGCCUCUUGGCAUGAUGUCUGAGGAAGCACAAGAAGCCUCAAAUAAGUACUUUAAAAAAUACAGGGAGUGCUUCUCUAGAAAAUGUGACAGAAAAAAAACCAAUUUGGACGUGUUUCAUCGCCUUUUAUGCCAUUCAGAUCCUUUUAUUGCUCAAUACCGUAAAACAAACAGUACAAGAAAAGCUAUUCUGCCUGCCGAUGCAAUUGCUCUGUUGAAAGAGCCCAGCAUCAUUUGCUCUUUGUGAGUUUUUGAUGAUAUCUUAGAAAUAAAUGUUUUUGCCAAUGAAUGUACGUGUUUAGCAAUAAAUGUUUAAUUAUA